Anastrepha obliqua is the source of this 567-nucleotide messenger RNA. RefSeq lists its product as uncharacterized. NCBI's taxonomy places the organism in Eukaryota, Metazoa, Arthropoda, Insecta, Diptera, Tephritidae. The coding region runs from base 1 to 567 and encodes 188 amino acids. The transcript has 3 exons. The record is from RefSeq and is a predicted model, not a curated record.
AUGAAUGAAGAGCAAAUCAGACUACUUUUGGAGGAAGAAAAUUGGACUUCUGAUUAUGAGGAUGAAAAUGACAGCGACGUUGAACACUUUGUUGCAGGAGAUGUAGAAAGUUAUGAUACCGAGCAAGAAGAUGAUGAAGAAUACGACGAGGAGUUGAAUGAGAUAGAUGAUAGAGAAUUUUAUCUUGGUAAAGAUGGGCACACUAGGUGGAAUAAUGAUGCUCCGUCAAAUCGUUGGUCAGACUCCACAACCAAUAACAGCAGCAGCAUAAAACAGCAGCACAGGAGCUGCAACAACCAAGCAAUUAAGACAGCAGCGCGGGAACUGCGAGUGACCAAUAACAGCAGCAGCAUAAAACAGCAGCACAGGAGCUGCAACAACCAAGCAAUUAAGACAGCAGCGCGGGAACUGCGAGUGACCAACUUUAUAAAGAAAUUUUUUCUUGUGUUAGUUGAAUCAUUUAGUACUUGUGAGUAUUUUAUAUUGCAACAGAUCAUACUUAAUAACAAUAAUCAGAACCAGGUUUCUGAAACACGUGAGAGUGACUGCGUUGAGAAUUUUAGUUGA